UUGCAGGACAUUUAGUGAGUAGCGCAUGGUGGCAUUGCAUUAUUGCAUGAGGCUUUUUUCCACUGCCACGCUGGGCUCAAGUAUCACUCCAAUCAUGAAAGUGGGCCGUUUGAAGAACCAAUUGGAGAACGGGAGGCCAGAGCAUGAUAAAGGAUCAGGUUCAAUUGCAUCCAGAGCCCACAAUAUGCUCGGCCGACCACCUUGAGGAGCUGGUGCUUUGGGCAACCAGAGCGAAAGAUGCUGAUGGUUUAGACCAUGGCUACUGGCAAACUUGGGGACCACCUUGCGAUGUACAAGAGUUGGUGAACUGGGAAUGCUUAAAAAGCUUCUCCACAUGGGUCGCUAAACAACUGAGGACUCAUCGAGAUGCAACUUCGCAAGUCGGGGCAACGCUUCAGAAACUGCAGAAAAGCCUCUUCGAUGAAGAGAUGGGAAAGGUCGACUUUGCAUCGGCCAUAGCCUUGCUCAAUGAGCUGCCACAGCGCCUUGAAGCUGUGGAGGAGAACACCCGGACCUUGGUGGCCCGUGUGAACAAGCUCAAUAGCGAUCCACUGAAAAGAGUUUCAACAAGAGGAUCUAUAGCACCGGUCAGCGGGCCGCGAGAAUUUGAAAUCCACGACAAGCCUGGCGAUCAGGCUGUGAAAGAGUGUAGGGAAGCGGUGAACCUCAUGUUGGAAAUGCAAAGGAACUUCAAAGAGCAGCAAGAAGAAGCAUUUGUCAAAAGGCUGGCCAGCUUUGAUGUGGCUUUCCAAGAAGCUGGCCUUGCCAAUGCGGAAGAGAUUGCCUACCGCUUCCAUGCGCAAGUGCGAGAAUUGGAGGGGAUCUAUGCUCGAGCUGCUGGUCUUGAAGAGGGUCUGCAGAAUGUGGAGGAACACUUGGCUAAAUCUCUCCAAGGAAUUGAUGAUUGGAAGGCUGCUUUCUCCGUGCGCCUUGAUGAUCUUGAAGGACGAAUUGACCAGGCAGAGGAUCAAUUCAAGACUCAAACUGGCGACAUGGAGGCUCUCGCGCAACAGCUGAACAAGCUGGCAGAGGAGAACCAAGGUGACAGAGUCACUUUGACCCGCUCGCGCGGCAGCCACUCAAAGGAAGAAAAAGACAAGAAGAUGAGUGAUCUAGUGAUCGAAAGCAUCCAAGAGGACAUGGCAAAAUCUCAGAAUGCUGCCCAGAAAGCCAUCUCAAUGGCAGAGGAAUUGGAAAAAGUGGUUGGAAAGAUGCAGCAGGAAAUGUACACACAGUCAUCAUCUCCCAACGCAUGGCCUCUCCGAAAUGCGCGUCCAGGCCGUUUGCCGAAUUUACCUCCGUCCUCGCUGGCACAGGAGGAGGAGAAAGAUGCACCAAGGUAUCUAAUCACAGAUGACCAAGCAUGGGAGUAUUUGGAGCUCCCCAAGCACAAGGCGAAAGAGGCGAAAGAGCGGUUCCUCCCUCCAAGCGGUGGCUGCUUCCGUCAUCGUGCGCGUUCCAGAAACAAGCGGCCAUCAACAGCUCAGAGCUGGCAAGUGCAAGUCAGAGGAGGCCACCCUUUGCGGCUUACACUUCAAAGCAUUUGGUGGCUAUCUUCUAAGCACUUGGAGAGUCUAAACGAAGUUCUCUGAUGUUCUCUGUAACUGGUCUGAAUUCACCGGUAGAAUUGGAUUCGGGACACGGACUUCACAAGCUUGCCUCCUCGUCUCUGUUCUAUGGUGCUUUUGUCUUGGCACUUGAGAGAGAAUUGUGUAGAGUUUGUCGUGAAUGUAUAUUUUCCCUACUGUAAUUGCUGAGUUCCUGCUUUCCAUUGUCACUAUGUCUUCCUCCAUUAGUGUCCCGCCCCUUUUCUGAUGUGCAAGUAGAAGGAGGUGUAAUUAAGUAAGUGAGUGGGCUUGUCAUUUUGAUCGACUUUUUGAUAAACUUUCGCAUUGGAUCCUUGUCCUGCACGCUACACCUGCAGAAGCCGCCCGGAGCCGACCUGCCACCGCACAUGCUGCGAAUGCGCACUGACUUUUCGAUGAACCGGCGACGUCGUUGUCGCACCAUUCUGCAAAGCUCGGAAUGUUCAAAAGGGUGCGAUUGACAACCUGUGGCGGCUGACCCUUCUGGAGCACAGGAACACAAGGGGUAUUUUUCUGAUUGAAGUCCUGUGAUUCUCGG
Messenger RNA from Durusdinium trenchii, 2124 nucleotides. The record is from the annotation of a GenBank genome assembly. Lineage: Eukaryota; Dinophyceae; Suessiales; Symbiodiniaceae.